Balearica regulorum gibbericeps (East African grey crowned-crane) is the source of this 605-nucleotide messenger RNA. Lineage: Eukaryota; Metazoa; Chordata; Aves; Gruiformes; Gruidae. The record is from RefSeq and is a predicted model, not a curated record.
UUUUAGGAAUUUCUCUGUGACCCAAAAUUCAGUGAUGAAGAAGAUCUGGAGGAGAAGUUGGCAGUGUUCAAAGAGAAGUACAUGGAGUUUGACCUGAACAACCAAGGCGAGAUUGAUUUGAUGUCUGUCAAAAGAAUGAUGGAGAAAAUGGGGGCCCCGAAGACCCACCUAGAACUGAAGAAGAUGAUCUCUGAGGUGACUGGAGGGGUUAGCGAGACCAUCUCAUACCAGGACUUUGUCAACGUGAUGCUUGGCAAACGGUCUGCUGUGCUUAAACUGGUCAUGAUGUUUGAAGGAAAAGCCAAUGAAAGCAACCCAAAGCCUUCUGGUCCACCUCCAGAGAGAGACAUAGCCAGCCUCCCUUGAAGAAGACAGGCUGGAAAAUUGUCACUGUUUGCUUUGCUGGUCUGUAACAGAGGUUACCUAUGCUUUGUUACUCUUCACUGUGGACAGUCCUAGUUUUCAACUAACCUGCCUUAGAGGAACAGCAAGGGAAGCUGGAGCUGCCCAGCUUGUGUCUUUCUGCUGCAUCCCUUAGCCAACUUGAUUUGUUAGACAGAAGCUGUAGCACCAGGUGUAAUGUGAGACCAAAAAAAACCCCAAAA